Dichomitus squalens LYAD-421 SS1 is the source of this 153-nucleotide messenger RNA. RefSeq lists its product as uncharacterized. The transcript has a single exon. NCBI's taxonomy places the organism in Eukaryota, Fungi, Basidiomycota, Agaricomycetes, Polyporales, Polyporaceae. The record is from RefSeq and is a predicted model, not a curated record. The annotation marks the transcript as partial.
GUCCCCUUCGGGGUGACAUACGAAAAAAUUGGAACGAUACAGAGAAGAUUAGCAUGGCCCCUGCACAAGGAUGACACGCUUUCCCGGAGUGGUAGACCUACGGGUCUCAAUAUUUAUUUUGCCCUUGCCUCCUUGAACUCGGAAACCAGCCGU